This is a messenger RNA of Cinara cedri, 5207 nucleotides long. Lineage: Eukaryota; Metazoa; Arthropoda; Insecta; Hemiptera; Aphididae. The record is from the annotation of a GenBank genome assembly.
UUACUCAUCUAAUCAAACUGGUGUCAACAGCCACUCGGACUUCUCCGACAACGAUUCAGACUGGCAAACAGUCCCACCGGCCUCAAAACGUCUGAGAUCACCAAACAGCAUUUCUCCCACCGCAAAAAAACCAGACAAUAAUAUUUUUAUCUCAGCUAACCGUUUUUCUCCAAUUGCUCCUCUUAAUGAGCCCCAACCUAUGGAAACUACACUUACAAAUCCAAAUAUCAAUGCAAAUAAAACUUCAAAACCCCCUCCUAUAUUUAUUCAAGAACAAAUAAACUAUAACAAUUUUUGUCAAAAAAUUAAACAAUUAACUGAUGAAUCUGGAUUUGAUUGCAAAAGCUCUGCCAAAGGUAUUAAACUCCAAACAUAUUGCCCUGACUCCUAUCGAUCAGUCGUCGCUUACCUCAAGAAUAAUAACGUCUCAUUUCACUCAUUCCAACCAAAAGAGGAAAAAGCAUAUCGUGUCGUAAUUAGAAACCUACAGCAUUCAAUCGACUCCUCUUUUAUUAAACAAGACUAUUAAAUAAAGGAUUUAUCACUCGAAACAUAAUACCUGUAACCAACAAGAUUACCGAUUCCCCCCUUCCGAUCUUCUUUUUUGAUUUAGAACCGAGCUCAACAAACUCCGAUAUUUUCAAACUAACUACAUUUUGUUUUACUAAAAUCAAAGUUGAAACUCCUCAUCCUAAAAAAGAAAUCCCGCAAUGUCACCGUUGCCAGAACUACGGCCAUACUCGCAGUUAUUGUAACCACUCUCCUCGGUGUGUCCGCUGCGGUGAGUUACACGAGUCAACUGCAUGCACCAAAGAACGCAGUUCUCCAGCCAAAUGCGCUUUAUGCAGUGGUAAUCCGGCCAACUUUAGGGGUUGUCAAUCUCACCUGGAUCUUAAAAAAAAAUUAUUAGAGAACCCUUUAAAAAAAAUCUCGAAUAAAAGCUCUCUUCCACGUCAACCAACUCACGGGACUACCUACAAACCUUCACACCAAGCUUACUCACAACAUUUUCCCCCAUUAAACCAAGAUUCUUCUUCUCGUACUUAAGACACAAACUCCAACCAAAACCAAAACAUGUCCGUUAAACUCUCAUCAUUUAUCAACGAAUUUAAAGCAUUAAUAAAUCCUCUUAUUUCACUUCUUACUACAGUCAUUGAUAAACUUAAAAAUAAUGCCAAAAAAUAACUUGCAACCACUCUCUAUAUUUCUAUGGAACGCUAACAGCAUAUUACAACAUUUAAAUGAAUUACAACUUGUUCUAAAUGAAAAAAAAGUUAGUAUAGUACUUAUUUCGGAAACUCACCUAACUAUAACCUCUGCACUUAAGAUUUUUGGUUACGAUAUUAUUAGAGCUGACCACCCAGAUGGUACCACACAUGGAGGUACCGCUCUGCUCAUUUCUAAUAAAAUUGAUCAUAUCCCCCUUCCAUCAUAUCUGUCUACAAAUAUUCAAGCAGCAAGCAUAUCGAUAAAAAUAAACUCUCAAACUAUCUUCAUCUCUUCAUGCUAUUUUCCCCCAGGAAGAUCUUUUCCUUCAGCCGAACUGGGUUUUCUCUCUCAAACUUUAAGCUUCACACAUAUUAUCGGUACUGACUUCAACGCUAAAUACCUAACUUGGAGCCACUACACCAACACCAGGAGCCGAGCUCUUCAAAAUUUCAUCUUGCUCAAUCACCUCAAGAUAACAGCAUCUCUCUUUCUGACGUACUGGCCAUCACACAGCAACUGCCACCCAGACAACCACGACUUUCUUAUCACCUAUCUUCCUAACCAUUUUUCCACCGAAAUUAUAAAUAUAAAUAAUUCAGCUUCUGAUCACACGCCUGUCUUGCUUCUCAUUGGAGCCCAACCCUCUUUGAAGAAAAAUAGACCUACCAUUUCUCCGAGCAUUACCAAUUGGAACAAAUUCAAAAUUACUAUCUCAAACAAAAUAAUUCUUAAUACCAAAUUAAAAACAUCUUCUGAUGUCAAUCAAGCAAUUACUAAAUUCUCUGAUGACAUUAAUAAAUCAGCCAUGAACUCAUCUACUCAGAGUCUUCCCUAUUCUCAAUCACCCAAUCUCUCUCCGAAAUUAAGACAACUUAUUGCUGAAAAACGCAGACGAACGCAACGAACGCACUACCCGAUGGACAAGUCAAACUAUAGUUACCUUUCUAAAAAACUUAAAUCUCUACUCAAUAUUCAUAAAUCCAAUCUGUAUAAUAAUCACAUACAAAACCUUUCCUUUAAAAACGGAUCUCUGUGGCGCAAAACAAAGUCAAUUUUAUGGUUUAAGGACUCCCCUCCUCCUUUACGCCAACCCAGAUAACACACUUGCUACCACAGACAGGGAAAAAGCAGAUAUUCUAGCUCAAGAACUAUUAGGAGUAUUCAAACCACAUCUCAUUUCCAUACUUGAAUCACAUAUGUCGACAGUCAUGGAGUCACUUCAGUCAACUUUACCUAUGUCUCUUUCUGCAAGACCAACAUCUCCAGCGGAGAUAGAGAGUAUUACCAAAAAAUUGGCAAACAACAAAUCCCCCGGUCAUGACUUGAUCUCCAACAAAGCCGUCGAAAAUCUCCCUACGAAAGCGAUCAUUCAUCUAACACAUAUUUAUAACGCUGCUCUUCGUUUAUUGUAUUUUCCUACUACCUGGAAAUCUUGUGUCAUUGUCAUAUUCCUCAAACCUGGCAAGCCUCCUGAAAAUUCCUCCUCUUAUAGGCUUAUUAGCCUAUUACCGGUAUUGGGAAAAAUUAUUGAAAAAAUUAUUCUCAAGCGCAUCACCACUUUAGCACAAGCAAAUAACAGUAUCCCAAACUUCCAGUCUGGCUUCCGUUCCCACCUUGUCACAACUCAUCAACUUCAUUGGGUUGCGGAUAUCAUAUCAAAAGCACUUGAAACCAAACAAUACUGCGCCGGAGUCUUUUUAGAUAUUGCUAAAGCGUUUGACACCGUUUGGCACGAAGGUCUUCUUUUUAAACUCAAACAUAUUUUUCCGGCCCCCUUAUACUGAAAUCCUAUCUAAAAAACCGUUCAUUUUUCGUUCGUCACAACCUGCAACACUCAAAUCAAUAUCCUAUCUUUGCUGGUGUCCCUCAAGGAAGCGACAUCGCUCCUUUCUUAUAUAACAUAUAUACGUACGACCUGCCUACCUCUGAAAAUACCAUAGUCGGAACAUAUGCUGAUGAUAUCGCCUUACUAUCAGCUUCUUCCGACUGCACGAUCGUGUCUCAACAGCUGCAAACUCACCUAAAUACACUUUCUGAAUGGUUUACCAACUGGAAAAUAAAAAACAAUGAAUCGAAAUCCUCCUUUGUUACUUUCUCGCUCAGACCCCAUAACUGCCCAGCUGUAUCUAUCAACAACACCAUCAUUCCUCACUCGAAUGAAGUCGAAUAUCUUGGUCUUACUUUUGACAGGCGCCUAACCUGGUCUCCUCAUCUUAAAGACAAGCGUAAGAAACUUAAUUCCAGACUAUAUCUGUUAGGCCCCUCCUUCGUUCCAACCUAACUAUACCCAUCAAAAUCAUUCCAUAUAUAACUCUUCUUCGACCUAUAUGGACAUCGUUAUAUGGGGCUCUAUUAAGACCUCAAAUAAAAGAACUAUACAAUCAUUUCAAAUAUCUGUCAACGAUUGAUCAUUGGUGCACCCGGGUUCGUUUCAAAUGCGACCUUAACAGUUAAGUAGUUAUAGAAAAUCAAUACAAAUUAUUGCCUGGUUAAAUAUUUAUUAUUUACACUCGUCUACCGUCCAUUUUGCUGUUUUUCAAACUAUAAAACAUGUCCUGGAAUAUUACAAACUAAAUAUAUUUAUUAUUAAAAAAAACAAUACCUUCAACUAGUGGUUCUAAAGAAAACAAAAUGUAUAAACCAUAAAUAUUAUUCAAAUUAAUGCUAUUAAAAUAAUCUAUUAUUUUAGUAUACAUACAUUAGUGUACAUAAUAAAAUCUUAGUUAAUUAAUAAAAUAGUAUUUGUUAUAAAACAAAAUCCAUGCAAUAUUCAUAUCUGUAAAAUGAUUAUGUUGGUUACAGAAAACAGUUUUGUUAUGUGAGAAAAUUCCAUUUCUUUAAGCUCCUGAAUAUUAUAGAUAAAAUAUCACAGUUUUGUCAUUGUAAUCCGAAANGCUGAUGACAAUGUAGCUACUUUCUUACUACAUAGGUUUUUUAUGAGAACUAUUUGAAAUAUUAAAAAAAUAACUUACGUCCUGGUUCUGGUGGUGCUGGAAUAUGGAUAUUAAAAUAAUACAAGGACUAUUAAUGUUUUGUAAUAUUAUAAAUUAAAUUGAUAUAAUUCACUUCUAUUAAUUAAAAUAUGUAUUACAAAAAUCGUUCACUAUUUUUUAAUAUAAAUUUUGUAUACAAACACAAUGGACGCCACUUACUUCCAAUUACUGUUAUAGAUAAUUUAGAUAAAUUAAUGUAUACUUGUAAGCAACAAUAAACCAUUGCUUACAAAAAUUGAUUCUGAGCGGAGUUUAUUUGAUAGUGAUGCUUUGUUAACAAUUCAUGUAAUAUUAUAUUAAAAUAAUAAAAUUAGCUUUAUAUAUUCUUUUAAAUAAUAUUUGUUUAAUAUUGUUUAGCCGAGAUGCUUCUACUAAUGGGCGGUUAGCAUCAAUAACUACAUCGUCGGAGAAUAGACGAAUAUUUUAGGAUGUUUGGGGAUUAUGGGCUAGACGACCACACUUAUAAAUGACGUUGAAUAAGUGAUUUAACGGGGACGUGCGGCAAGGCCCGCACGUUAUUAAAUUUAAAUAUACAAAACAGAAAUAAGCUGGUAUAGAGUUGAUUAAAGUUAAAUCUGCGCGCAAUAUAUAUAUACAAAUGAAAAUAUUAAAAAAAGGAGAAUAAUAACAGUGUAAUCGGAAACUUGAUCACACAGGCGUACAUAAACAAAUGGUUUGCUAACCUUUAAAUUGGUACAAAAAAAUUUAUUAUACACGGCUAUCACGACUCACAACCAGACGUUAUCAUAGGCUGUCCAAUGUUGUUUAGCAAAUGAGCAGCGAUUGAGGCGACUUGACGGUGACAAAAGUCCCACGAGGUGGCGGUGCUUUGGCACCGAUCUCUGUUUGAGGUUAAGUGGACCUCGGAGGACAAUUGUCCCAUCAACCAGCGAUGAACGACGCACGGCCGCAAAAUCGCGUAUAGCGGAUACAAAUCGGCCGCAAGCGGAUGAUACUGCGCGAACGCGUGACGAAACAAAAUGUAGCGGAUAUAAACGAACUUGA